This is a messenger RNA of Paramecium primaurelia, 345 nucleotides long. Lineage: Eukaryota; Ciliophora; Oligohymenophorea; Peniculida; Parameciidae. The record is from the annotation of a GenBank genome assembly.
AUGAAUUAAAAAGAAGAGCAAAUACUUGAAUAUCUCAAUAACUUAUAACUCUAAAUUACUGAUCCAACUCAAAAAUAGUAGGAUUAUUAUGAAUCAAAAAAGCAUAAAAUUAUUAAUUUAGAACAUAAACACUGUGAUAGCGAUCCAUCAUCUCCCUUUUCACUUAGAGAGAUAAAUAGCCCUAUAUCUCUCUUUCAUACAUAUAGUGUUUAAUUAUGCGAACUCAAUACUCAUCAUCAUCAUAAUCAUCAUCAUAAUAAUAAUCAAUAGAGUCAUCAUACUCUUAAUUCAUUCAGAUUACACUUAAAUAUACAUUCAUCUACAGAAAAGAAGGUAGAAAUUUGA